AUGUCGGAGACCAACGAUUUACCAAGAAGAUUUUUCGCUCUUGGCCAUGAACCCGUCGGAUUAAGAGUGUCACCAUACCACAAACCCGGCGCACUUGGCCACAUACUAGAUUCACUCGAAGCAGACGAAAUCGAGAUCUUAAAAAGAUCACCGUUUGGAAGGUUCAUAGAGUUAGCCGACAAGACGCCAUACUCUGGUCGUCUAGGCCGAUACAUGCUUUCGAGGCAGUUGAAAGUCCGCAAGAAAUACGAAGCUUGGUUCCUGUUUGCUGAGAACCCAAUAAGGUUCUCACUAAGAGAAUUUUCCAUAGUCACAGGUCUUCCGUGUGGGAAAUACCCGAAACAACCGCAGAAAGAGCUGAAGAAUAUGAUUACUGAACAGCCCUACUACACAACACUUUUCGGCAUGCUGAAGGAGGUAACCGCAACAUCUGUUAUCAGGAUGCUCAAGCGCAAGACUAUCACCGACCGUGACACAAGGAUAAAGUAUGCUUGUCUUGCUAUACUCGCAAGUGUGUUACUGCCUACCACCCACGUGCCCAAAAUUCUAGUCGAGCACGCAGAAAAAAUCAGGGACCUUGAUGAGUUCUUCUCGUACCCGUGGGGCCGUGUAUCUUUCGAAAUGCUCAUGAGUAGCAUAAAAGAGAGGGAUGAGGUAGCUUUGUCUCAGAACACAAUCGCUCUGCAAGACUACGUUCAGGCGUUGCAGAUGGUCAUGACAAAAGCUGUUCCAGCUCUAACCGAAGUUGUCAGUCAAGAUUCCUCAACGGAUGCUGCGGGUGACGAUGAUGGCGACAUUGCAUUCCCCCCACCCAAGAAUGGUAUAAAACCAGCUCACGCAAGAACAUUGGAUACUGCAGACAAUGUUCGUGUGACUCCGAUUAUCCCACCGGACACUGGCUUCGACAUUGACGAAGAUGAGCUGUGUUAUUCCGAGGACGAAGAUGAUGUCAGCGUAGAUAAAAUUGUUAGCCUUAUCAGAGACGGCGCUAGCUUCGCAAAGAAUAUGUUCAUAGGGGGGGCGACAAAUGAUGAUGUAGAACGUAUGAGACAGGAGGCAGAGGCUGAAGCUCUAGCAAAGAAGAAAAGGAAGAGAAAAACCCCUUGCCAAACGGUACAACCCCCCACACAAGCGGGUGGCGAUGCAGAGCACGUUGCCUCACUUGUAGCAGCACACAUCAAAGGCGAUUUGGUGAGGGUGGAAGGCAAAGUAGAUGCUCUACGGGGAUCACUUGUUCAGUUGCAAGACUUUGUGAAAAAACAAAUCUGCGAUCACUCAGCCCAACUGCUUGUCUUCCAGAACAGUUAUAAGACAAUACUCGAUUCUAUUGCAUCUUUAUCAACCCAGGAUCACCCUCGCUCUGGGGAAGUCAACCCAGCUGUCGUUGACCCCGCAACCGACUGCAAUAUCCAGCAAACUACGAGCCAGUGUAACCCUAUGACACCAGCAGAUGAUACAGCAUACAUAGACCGUGUAGUAGCGAGUGUCUUGGAGUCUCACGGGGACGCUAAUGCAGAGGGACCAGGCACUGAGAACGCCACACCCGCGAUCGGUGGCGACACUGAUAUGAUCAAUGAGGACACAAACAUCACCCAAAAGACACCGGCGGAAGACAACGUCAAUGUUGAAAGCCAUGAUGACGAGCAAAACGUGGACGUGGAUGAAUCUUCUCCAUCCUUCUCUCUUGGUCUGACGCAGGAUGGUGAGCCGUCAGAAGUCGGGUCCGAAGACGAACAUAUGUCCUCAGAAGACGUGGAAACCCACAUUGAUGACGAAGCACCGCCGCCUGUUCCAGAAGCAGAUCAGACAGACGCCACAGAAGCAGAUCAGACAGACGCCACCAUACCAAUUAGGAAAAGCACCCGUCUGAAGGCAGUUACGAAGUCACUGGUUGGCGUGUACCACUGCGACAAGCUUAUUCUAAAUAGGUUCCGUGAGGCACAACUGGGCGCAAUCAAUAAAGACACCACUACAGACUUGCUUUCGAAGUUCAGCAAGUUGCUCGAUAUUCUGAAGACGACAAAGUCUAUUACAGUAGAUGGCAUUACAGUCACCAACAAAGAUAUUCAAGACCUUGUUGGGAGGGGAAGGGCACUCCCAUCCAAGAUGGUCGAUGUACUGAUGCACCACUCUCAGGUCAUCACCUCGCAACUGCCAAACACCUGUAACAGAUGUUGCUUCCUCAACACGAAGAAAGACGAAUUUUCCAUCACUCCUAACGCUGUAGAGUUCCUUGGCGACCCCGAGGCACAAGCUUUCGAGUCUUCACGUUUCUACCUACCAUUCAACUUCGACAGGAACUAUUGGACUGGCCUUUGCGUGGACUCCACUACCUGGACCCUGACUGUACUUGACUGCAACGCUUCCAUCAGGAAUGACUCGGCUAUGACGAAAGAACUGACUCCAAUUUCCCAGAUGUUCCCUUAUCUACUCAAACAAGCCGGCAGGAACAUGUGUCCAAGGGAGCUAAGGGCACUGACCAUUGAAAGGCCAAGAACCAUCCCUCAAAACCUUAAAACCACGGAUUCUGGUGUGAUGACCGCUCUUCUGAUGCUAGCUCACGCUGUUGCUGGCCUAGAGGCAUGCAAUUAUCUGACCCCCGAGGCCCUGGACCAAGAGGCUAAGAGGCUGGCUGUGAUGAUCUACGAAGAAAACACAGGGUCAAUCUGA
Molecule: messenger RNA, 2670 nt
Organism: Raphanus sativus (radish)
Lineage: Eukaryota; Viridiplantae; Streptophyta; Magnoliopsida; Brassicales; Brassicaceae
Exons: 7
Coding region: 1-2670 (889 amino acids)
Biological process (GO): proteolysis
Molecular function (GO): cysteine-type peptidase activity
Source: RefSeq, a predicted model, not a curated record